UCCCCCCUCUCUCUCUAAAAACCCAACACAAAGAGAGACAGAGAGAGUGUUUUGUUUUAGUUGUCUUAAAUGAUCAGAGCGAUCGAUCUCUGUACUUAACACGACGGCGUUUUGCAGGCCACCUUCCAAAUUCCACUCCAUUAUUGCAUAUCCAACAAAUUAAACCGAAAAUUUGCAGGCCCUUUUGUAUACAUGGCCGGAAUUUGAGAAGGUAAGGAACAUUGGGUUGGUGAAAUUAUGACGGGGUUGUUAUAUUUAGGUGGUAAACAAGAGGAUGAUCAAGAACAAAGAGGAAGAGAGCAGCAAUUGUUUUUGUACAAUAGUAGAAACAACGAGGAGAUCUACUCCAAGGGGUUGGAGAUAUGGCCACAAUAUGGGCAGCAGCAUCAAGCGGUGGAGAAUUACAUUUCCUUUGGAGUGGGGCCGAGUAGGAUGAACUUGAUGAUCAACGCCUCUGAUCAUGAGUUUACGAUGAUGAGACAAGGAGCUGCUACUGGCGGCGGUGGAGGUGGGAUUAAUUGCCAAGAUUGUGGGAAUCAAGCUAAGAAAGACUGCUCCCAUUUGAGAUGUCGGACUUGUUGUAAGAGCCGAGGGUUUCAGUGUCAAACCCAUGUUAAGAGUACUUGGGUUCCGGCUGCCAAGCGUCGGGAACGACAACAACAACGACAACAACAAUUUCGACCAGAUCAGUUUGAUCAAACCACUCACAAAUGCCAUCGAGAAACUCAACCUUCUAUUCCCCCUGCCACGGUCACCUCAGGGUUAGAACUUGCACAUUUUCCAGCUGAAUUCAACUCCCCAGCUGUUUUCCGCUGUGUCAAAGUCAGUGCCAUUGACAAUGUAGAAGAGCAAUUAGCAUAUCAAACAGCUGUGAACAUUGGUGGCCAUAUGUUCAAAGGCAUUCUCUACGACCACGGUCCCGAAACCAGCCAGAAUUUAAGCACCGGUGGUGAGAGCUCGUAUAGCCAUGGCGGGGAUGACGACGGGCAAGGCUUGGAUCUGGUGAUCGGAGCGUCCAACAGCUUCGGGAGAGUUAACCCAUCCGCCUCAUUCGUGGAGUCUUCACUAUAUCCUAUCCCGAUCAACACGUUCACCCCGGGUAUGCAAAAUUUCCCUUCCUCAAGAACAUAAACAAUGUGUUCGAGCUGAUUCCGUUCAAUUCAUAAUAACGAAUCCUUGAUUCUAUAAUGUGUUGGAUUAAGACAUUAAGACAUUGGAAUGUAUACCAACCUAAGGUAAUUCUAUUUUAAU
Cucurbita maxima (winter squash) is the source of this 1251-nucleotide messenger RNA. Its product is annotated as protein SHI RELATED SEQUENCE 1-like. Gene Ontology annotation, biological process: positive regulation of DNA-templated transcription. The transcript is spliced from 3 exons. Bases 238 to 1131 code for a protein of 297 amino acids. Lineage: Eukaryota; Viridiplantae; Streptophyta; Magnoliopsida; Cucurbitales; Cucurbitaceae. Gene Ontology annotation, molecular function: DNA binding; DNA-binding transcription factor activity. The record is from RefSeq and is a predicted model, not a curated record. Gene Ontology annotation, cellular component: nucleus.